This is a messenger RNA of Macaca mulatta (Rhesus monkey), 929 nucleotides long. RefSeq names its product GTPase IMAP family member 1-like. Gene Ontology annotation, molecular function: GTP binding. NCBI's taxonomy places the organism in Eukaryota, Metazoa, Chordata, Mammalia, Primates, Cercopithecidae. The record is from RefSeq and is a predicted model, not a curated record. Gene Ontology annotation, cellular component: endoplasmic reticulum.
GUGGUUUCCCCAGAAUCUUGUUCUCCUCCUGACUUUAGGUGAUAUAUACCUAUGUGACAAAUGAAUGGACAAAUGAGCUGUGUUUGUGACUCUUCCAGGUGAGCAUGGGACAACAAGGGAAGAUGGGAGGCAAUGAGGAGCAUGUCCAUGGUUCAGCAGAGGACACCCAGUCCCGGCAGGAGCCCACGCUGAGGCUCAUCCUUGUUGGGAGAACAGGGGCCGGAAAGAGCGCCACUGGGAACAGCAUCCUGGGCAAGAGACGGUUCCUCUCCAGGCUGGGGGCCACAUCUGUGACCAGGGCCUGCACCACGGCCAGCCGCAGGUGGGACAAGUGGCAUGUGGAAGUAGUGGACACUCUGGACAUUUUCAGCUCCGAAGUGCCUAAGACAGACCCCGGCUGUGAGGAGAGAGGUCGCUGCUACCUGCUCUCGGCCCCCGGGCCCCACACGCUGCUCCUGGUGACCCAGCUGGGCCGGUUCACCGCCCAGGACCAGCAAGCGGUGAGGCAGGUGAGGGACAUGUUCGGGGAGGACGUCCUGAAAUGGACUGUCAUCGUCUUCACCAGGAAGGAGGACCUGGCGGGGGGCUCCCUGCAGGAUUACGUGGGCAGCACAGAGAACCGGGCCCUGCGCAAGCUGGUGGCCAAGUGCGGGGGCCAGGUCUGUGCCUUUGACAACCGGGCCACUGGCCGGGAGCAGGAGGUUCAGGCGGAGCAGCUUCUGGGGCUGGUGGAGGGCCUGGUGUGGGAGCACGAGGGCGCCCACUACUCCAAUGAGUUGUACGAGCUGGCGCAUCUCCUGCGCUGGGCAGGCCGGGAGAAGCGGCUCCGGAGGGUGGUGGAGGGCGUGGCCGCCCGCAUGCGCAGGAGGCUGUGGGGCGCCUGGCUGCGGGCCGGGUUGUGGGCGUGGCCGAAGCCGCUCUGGAGCUAG